AACUGGCUUGGUCUGCAUAUUAGGGAGGCGAGAGGGACAGAGAGAAGAAGUGUCAGCUCUGAGCUGCCUGCGAGGCGUCUGGGGAGCGUGGAGGUGUGGCUGGGCCCGUAGGCAGGGGCAGAGCUUUCCGGAGGGGCUUGUGGUGGCAUCGCUUUCAGAGCAUCGGGUUCUACCGCCCUGCUGGGAGGAAGCGCCCUGCAGACGUCUUUGCAGAAGCCACAGGCCCUGGAGGAAGUGAGCCGCUUGCCCCUGCCUCCCGGGCGGCCCCUGCCGAUUUGCUCUGGAACCCGGGACCACCAGCGCUUGAGCCCGUGGCCUUUGUUUCCCUGAGUGGAGGAAGCAGCCAGGGCCAGCAAGGCAGCGAUGGAGCCGGAGUCCCUCUACAACCUGCUGCAGAUCCCCGGGAAGGUGGACCCACCGGCGGAGGAAGAGCUCUCACAAGGAGAGAAGAGGAAGUUCCUGCCCCCCACUUCCCGGAAUAACCCCAAAUUUGAAGAAUUGCAAAAGGUGUUAAUGGACUGGAUCAACGCCGAGCUCCUCCCGGAGCACAUCGUGGUCCGCAGCCUGGAGGAGGACAUUUUCGACGGGCUCAUCCUGCACCACCUUUUCCAGAAGCUGAGCGGACUCAAGCUGGACGUGGAGGAGAUCGCCUUGACCGCAGCCAGCCAGAGGCGCAAGCUCACAACAGUCCUGGAGUCUGUGGGCCAGAGCCUGCAGGUGGAGGAGCCACAGGCCAAGUGGGGUGUGGAGAGUAUCUUCAGCAAGGACCUGCUGGCCACCCUGCAUCUCCUCGUGGCCCUGGCCAAGCGCUUCCAGCCCGACCUGCCCCUCCCGACCAACGUGCAGGUGGAGGUGAUCACCAUGGAGCGCACCAAGAGUGGCCUGAAGUCAGAGAAGUCGGUGGAGCAACUGACUGAGUGCGGCACAGACAAGGACCAACCGUCAAAGGACGUCUUUGAUGAAUUAUUUAAGCUGGCUCCAGAGAAGGUGAACGCUGUCAAAGAGGCCAUUGUGAAGUUCGUCAACCAGGAGCUGGACCGCCUGGGCCUGUCCGUGCAGAAUCUAGACACUCAGUUUGCAGAUGGUGUCAUCUUACUCUUGCUGAUUGGACAGCUGGAAGGCUUCUUCCUGCACUUGAAGGAAUUCUAUCUCACUCCCAGCUCUCCUGCGGAAAUGCUACACAAUGUCACCCUGGCCCUGGAGCUGCUGAAGGAAGAAGGCCUCCUCAGCUACCCUGUCAACCCCGAAGACAUCGUGAACAAGGAUGCCAAGAGCACGCUGCGGGUCCUCUACAGCCUGUUUCGCAAGCACAAGCUGAAAGAAAGCACAGACGGGGUGCCCCAGAGGUCCCCAAAUUAAUCAUCACAGCCCCCCAAAGCUGUUCCUCACGGCCUGCCUGCCAGGCCCAGCUGGAGCGCCCUGGGCUGCGGAGGGGCUCCUUGUGGUCCAGCCAGCCCUGGGCCUCCCGGUCUUGUUCUGUGCGUCUGUGGCAUGCCCGCCCCGCCUCUGUCUCCCGUUUCCAUCCUUCUGAAUAUCUUUGAACCCAAUUAGGUGUGGUUUCGUGCUGAGCUAA
This is a messenger RNA of Cervus elaphus (red deer), 1573 nucleotides long. RefSeq names its product parvin gamma (gene PARVG). Gene Ontology annotation, molecular function: actin binding. Gene Ontology annotation, biological process: actin cytoskeleton organization; substrate adhesion-dependent cell spreading; establishment or maintenance of cell polarity. Gene Ontology annotation, cellular component: focal adhesion; actin cytoskeleton; cytoplasm. The record is from RefSeq and is a predicted model, not a curated record. Lineage: Eukaryota; Metazoa; Chordata; Mammalia; Artiodactyla; Cervidae. The coding region runs from base 364 to 1359 and encodes 331 amino acids. The transcript has 13 exons.